Marchantia polymorpha subsp. ruderalis is the source of this 841-nucleotide messenger RNA. The record is from the annotation of a GenBank genome assembly. NCBI's taxonomy places the organism in Eukaryota, Viridiplantae, Streptophyta, Marchantiopsida, Marchantiales, Marchantiaceae.
GAAAACCUUGCGAUGUGAAUUCUAAAGGAUUGUGAUGCACUGCUCGGCGAAGACCGAGGGAAUGUUAUAUAGGGAGAGAAGGGCGAUGUAGCGUGCCUAUUCUGAUCCAGUGGCACCGAACAGCACUAUUCUAUUCUCGCAGUGACGAGUUUGCCGGAUUGUGGUGACGGCUUUGCCGGGUGCUUACAAUCCAUGUUCUGUAUUCAAAGUCAAGCCUCCUACAGUCAGCAAAUCGCCUCGCCAUCCAUUAGACCGAUGCAGCGAGAAAAGGGUGGAAUCUGAGAGCAGUCUCGUUGACCAGGUUGACAGCACCAGGAAGUGACUUAGAAGCAGGAGAGCAGGACUCGGAUGCUCCCGGCAAAUGUGGAUCCUAUUAAGCCACAAACUUCUCUCGCAGCUCAGGACUUGGGUGCAGGAUUUCGCCGGCGCAAGUCCACAAACCUUUGCCGGCGAGUCGAGCGUUGAAUUGUGUCGUCACGAAAAGCGAGCAGCGGGCAAAUAUUUCAACGAAAUUAAUGUCCCCGUUCGCGAGGGGAUAAACAUCCGAAGUCACAGCGUUGACUACUCUCUAUCUCACUCCAGGCUUCGAGCAGGAUCUGACUGCGAUCCGAUUCUCCCGCUUCUCAUGGUCAAGCUGCGGGCAAGUCCGCGGAGCUCAACCACUUGCAGCUUAAGCUCCGCAGCCAGAUUCCUUGUUCGGUACGACAAGAAGCAUAUACUUCUAUUAACACGAAUGAUAACAUACCUUCAAUUCAAUACAUGCAGCACAGCCCUCGUUCUCCCCUCAGUGCGCUUUCCCAGCAUUCGGAUUCCGAUGUACACGAUGUUGUUCGAAAUUUAG